UGGGCAGAUAACUCUACGUGACCUAGAAAUUUUGACAGCUGCUGCCGUGAAAAGCAGAAGACGCUGGCUUGACGAAGCAUUUAAAUGUAACGCAAGCUGGUGACCCAGUGCAAUCGGUACAGGCCCUGCCAUCUUCGCCCAAUGCAGCAAUUGCCUAAGUGAAGCUCUCCGUACAAUCAGUGUUAGUUGACAGAAAUGGGCCUGCCCAGUUUUGAAACGGCCCCCGAUCUUCAUCAGGAAAAUCAAUAGAAGGUUGGGUCUCUGAUUAUUCCAACGGCAACCAAUAUCGGCACUCGGCAUUUGCGGGACGUAUACACGGAGAGUUCCUCAGUUGGCAACCAUUUUACAAGGAGGUACUAGUAAUUUGUUUUGCCUAAACUUGAUACAUGUUUUCAGAGGAAAGUUAGCAGUUACUUUGGGGCUUUUUUCCUUGGGAAACAUUUCAACAAGAUACCCGGACUUACUGUCAGGAGCUGCACCUGAACACACUCUUCACAUCGUAGCUGCAGGCUAUCAAUGUGACAGCGUAAAGUGACGCCAGCAACGCCAGCAACUCCGACCACAGUCAGUUCUACCCCACCACUCCUCAAGUGUCUUUGACACAGCUGCCUAAACUCCGCCAACAUGGCCGCCUUCAUAGCAAAACAGAUGGUGGGCAACCAGCUCAAGUCUGUCACAGGUGCAAUAGGUGACAAGGACGAGGAGGGGAAGAAGAAUGAAGAAGGGGAUGAAGAUGAGGAUCCCGAGAUUGCAGAAGCCCGAAGAGAGGCUGAAGAGAAGAGGAAAGACAAACAUAGAAAAAUGGAGGAAGAGAGAGAAGAACUGCGGCAGUCCAUACGAGACAAGUAUGGCUUGAAAAAGAGAGAGAAGACCCCGGAGGAAGAAGUCGCACAGCCACUAGCUGAAGGUCGUAUAGGACGCAAGAAGAAGACGCCUGCAGAGCUCGCGGCAGAAAACAAUGCAGAUUCAGAUGACGACGAGUUAUCAAGCUUCCCCAAAAACUUAACCGAGCUCCAAUCUAAAGUGAGUGAACUGCCAACAAAAUUGGCCGCGGGAGUAGGGGAGGUAACACAGAAGUGUGUAGUGCAGUGAUCCGUGCAAUGUUUAGUCAGCCUUAGUCCCAUUAUGCAAGAGAAGGCAUUUGGAAGAUGUAGCAUUAACAUUCUGUUGGUACUGUGUAUAGUAUCUAGUAGCAACAGUUGCUUGGAUACUGACAGACAGUCAGUUCUGAUUGGUUAAUGAUGGAAACAAGAUUGGCAGCAUAUCAUGUUUUGCUUCAUCCAAUCAGGAUGGAGACAGAUCGGCAUGGUAACGAUAGACGAUGAAGGAUAGACCAUUUAUGUUGCCUUUGUUUCACCAGCGUUUGUUGACAGCAUAUAUUAUUUAUGUUACCUCUCAUGGUUGGGUCCAUGUAUGGAUAGGUCACAAUCUCCAUGGUUGUAUUUGCGGAGUGUUUGGCAAUUAUUCCACUGGCUGCUAUGUUGAAGUUUUUUUCAGUCACUUUAAUGAGUUGAUAUUUUUCUCUCAAGCCUUCAGGAUGAUUUGGGAAUCAGUUAACUGUCACAUUAUUAAUCUGGAGAUAAUAAAUCAAUUAUUUUUUCAAAAAUUUUAAUUGUAUGGUUAAUUUUAAAAAUUACAUUAUUGAUAAUUAUUGAAAUAUUUUUGCAGGCUUCAUGGUUUGAUAUAAGAAUAAAGAAUUUUGCAGUUGUGAAAAUGUAAGUUAGAUUUGGAAAACAUCUUGGUAUUUUUAGCUACCUCGUUUAUUCAUUGACAUUUAUAAGAAUCAACUUACAGGCAAUAUUUUAAGAUGCAUAAUUUUUCUAUUAUUUUGAUGAUUCAAGUCAGGGAUAAAAACCAGAAAAAUCAAGUUAGACAUAAACAAUAUGAAAAGUAAUGUGAUACCUCUCCAUCAGUGUUGUGACCUAAUUGGUACAGGGAGUACCGGAGAUUCGUAACUUAAGAAUUAACAGAUCAUCACCUGUGAAUACCCAAAAUGGCACAGAAAACUUGCAUCUCAGGCUACUGAAUACAGAUCACAUCCAAAUAUUGGAUUCUUUGUAUUUGUUGAGAAUUCUAAUUAUAUCCUAAAAGUUACCAUUCCACUUAAAUUCAUCUAAUCUCUGUGAUUGAUGAGAAUUCCUAUGAUCUCGGUAUGGUUUGUCAAGUUUUUUUAUUGCUUCGUGACAUUUGCCAUGACAUUCAGUUUAAGUAUUACAUUUGUAUUAUGACAGAAAAUCUGCAUUGUCGGCAAUAAUAUGUUCAGGUCAUCAAAUCGUUUAUUUCUUGUUAUGCUAUUUUAUACAAAAAAGUACUUUCAUUUUCUUUUCUUUUUAUUGUAUGUAAAUAUAUUUCUAUGUCAUUCCAAGUACUUAGUCAUAUUAUCUGAUAUCUUCCUUAUGUUUUGUUAUUUAUUAAUUUUAUUUUAAUCCAAAUUGUUUAACAAGCUCAAUUUCAUUCAAUCUGUUUCUGUAUUGGUCAUCCUUUUAUCUGUUUUGUCAACCUAUGUUCUUCAAUGCAUCAAAAGAUGUAGUUAAUAUUUAUAAUACAUUUAUCUAAAAAAUUAUCUCAACACACUAGGUCCUACAGCACUUAUACAUAUAUUCACAUCACAAAAUUCCAGUUAUCUCCCUUGGGUUUUCAUUUGUUCACAGUUGCUCCUAUACUAUAACACUGAGGUGUGUUUUUUACCUGUGUUUGUUAUGUAGUACUACUGAGUAUGCCCUCAUUCUCUUGUCACUCAUGGGGCGGUCGGGUAGCCUAGUGGUUAAAGCGUUCGCUCGUCACGCCGAAGACCCGGGUUCGAAUCCCGAUAUGGGUACAAUGUGUGAAGCCCAUUUCUGGUGUCCCCCGCCGUGAUAUUGCUGGAAUAUUGCUAAAAGCAGCAUAAAACCAUACUCACUCACUCACUCACUCGUCACUCAUAUCGGAUGGUGCAAUCACAUGGACAUUUACAUGUUUAAGUUUCCUCAUUGUAUGACUUGUCAUAGACAGUGUUAUGUUAUCAUACCGAUAACGGAACCGGUAACCAAUGUUUGCUACACUGAGGAAUUCUUCAGCUUCUAGACUAGCAAUAGACAUCAUAUAUCUAUCAAAUUUAUUCACCUUGCAAAGUAUUUACACUCAACGUUGGGAACGAGGCAUAGCGGAAAAUCUCUGCCUACAGAUCUUUCAUAUUCACAAAUACUGCAUGAACCAGUCAAGUACAGAAGGACUCUGAAAACACUUUUAUUAUACAUAUUUUCUUGAAUAUGUUCAUUUAAGGUGUACACUACGUAAGUAGCCCUGUACGGAAUUGGAUGGUUUGUCAAUAGGAAAUUCUAUAUAUCAAACGAUCAGUGGUGAGCACCAGACAAUGCUCAGUUGUUUUGAGAAUGAGAGUUAAGGAGACUUGCCAUGUUACUGCCUGAUCUGGAAGUAGUGUUAGGAAAGAAGGUCGGAUUUAGUCUAAACCUCUCUAUAAACUAGGUAUGAUUUCAAUUAUAUCCUAAUCAUUUUAAAGUAUAGAGCUUCAUAAGAAUCUUGCCAAGGUUAUAACAUUUGCUUCUCAUAUGUAGCAUAUUUAACAUCAUUGGAGCUGUAUAGCAGUGAUGCAGAUGUUGUUGUGAUGGACAUGAGGUACCCAGUAAUAUGGACGAUUAUACAGGAGUUGUCAAGAAAAACAACUCCAGCCUUUUCACAGAGGAAGGCACAAUUAUCAAAUCAAAUGACAUCCAUUUAUGUCCUAAGAUUGAUCGUAGUGUUAGGGUGUGACGCCAUGGCCCUUCCGACAAUCUGUCUGCUAUGUUUUUCUUGUGAUAUUUCUACUUAAUGUUCCAGGUCUCAUAUGUACGCCAUGGACUCUGUAUUGUGAGUUGCCAUGGAAACACGGCACUUCACAUUUAGUAGAAUAGCAUUAUUCUGAGGCUGUUCUCUCGCUGGACUUGCCUAAAACGCUCCUGUCUUCACUUGGGACAACAGUGAAAAUCACUGACUAGGAUUUAAUACAUCCUGAAUAGUUUUUUAAGAAUUGUUUUCUGUAAAUUAUUCAGCUCUUGUAUUAAUACCAGCAUGUAACUACAUGAUAUAGGACAGGGUAUUCGGUUAUCUCUAUAGUAUGCUCAAUUAAAUAAGAAUGUGUUUGGAAUAUAUGCUAUAUUAUCCUGAAAUCAUUUUCUAUAAUUUCAUUUUCAUGUGAUUACUAAUAAAGGUCAUCCACAUAACUGAAUCAGAAAUAUGUUCUUGAGGUCAUAUUUCAUUUUUGCUGAAACUACUGGGUAAGUGAAAGGUUUUCUUAAUGAACGUUUCUAAUUGAUUGAUACCUUCACUGGGUGUGCAGGCCGUGGACAGUUUGGCAAGCCAGUGAGAGAAGCCAUCUUUUAUCUCCUCAAAUUGUACCGAGACCAUCAUGGCUAUGUUGUAGACAUAUUGUGGCAUGUACAGAGUUAUUGUUGCAUUUUCUUUUACUUAGUCCAAGACAAUGUUGACCAGAAAUAAAGUUAUAAAUAUAGAAUGUU
This is a messenger RNA of Haliotis rufescens (red abalone), 4493 nucleotides long. Its product is annotated as complexin-like. Gene Ontology annotation, molecular function: syntaxin binding. The transcript is spliced from 9 exons. The coding region runs from base 625 to 1092 and encodes 155 amino acids. NCBI's taxonomy places the organism in Eukaryota, Metazoa, Mollusca, Gastropoda, Lepetellida, Haliotidae. Gene Ontology annotation, cellular component: terminal bouton; SNARE complex. Gene Ontology annotation, biological process: regulation of neurotransmitter secretion; neurotransmitter transport; synaptic vesicle exocytosis. The record is from RefSeq and is a predicted model, not a curated record.